CUUUAUGUCACCGUGGAGUGCCGUAUAUUUAGACAAACUCCCCUCGUUGGAGAGCUGUCGUAUUUGGAGACCGUUCCUAGCUGCUCUUUGAUCUCAUCAUCGACUCUUCGCCCCAUUCGCCUCAUUCUCCUCUCUCAUCCCAUGCCUCAACGUCGCAGCUGAUGGAGCGGACUCCUUUCCUCCAAGAUGGGCUGCUGCUUCUCCGUGUCGCGUGAUUCCCACGACGCUCAGUCUCCCUCAGAAGAGCACCACCACCACCACAACAAUCACGACACAACGAACGAACACUCAUCGACCCGUCCCCGUCGACCCUCAUCCCUAAUCUCCCCGUCCUCGUCUUCCCGCCACCGACCGCCCCUUAUCCUCAAUCACCACCCCUCGUCCUCACGGCAAUCCCGCCAGAAGAACCCACCCAAAGACCAAACCCCAGUCCCGCUGCCCGAGCACAUUAAUGCACCGAUCCGCCCGCACAUCUGGAACAGCAAAAAGCGCCGAUGGACGCGCACCCUUCUCGAUCGCGAACGCACUGAGUUCUUCGAAACCCGCGUCACUGGUCGUCCCGAAGUGUGGGUUGCUCUAUCCGCUGCUCUGACGUUCAUGCGGAACGAGGACUUUGCGACCGCGCAGAGCAUUAUUGAUGCGGCAGGCGUGACUGUUCCAACAGGAGAUCUCUGUCAGGGGUGCUAUGAUGAGCAGGGAGUACUCUACCGGUUGCCGAGGUGCAUUGUGAGUGAUCCAGAUAAUAUUGUUGUUGAUGCGGAUGAAGAUGGGAGUACGGACGGGGAGGACGUAGAUGUGGGGUUUGAGGCGGAGGAUAGGAAGGACUUCGGAGACGAGGUAGAAUCCGGGGAUGAGUUGAUUGCGGAGGAUGGUGAAAGUGAACGAAGGAGGGACGAGAAGGGGAAGGCGAGUGAGCGCGACUUGAUCCGGGUGAAGGCGAGGUUGAGUGAUCGUGAUGGCGAGGAUCUUGUCGUCACUGUGAAUAAGGCGCAAAAUGUCGGAUUUCUUGCACGGAAGGUGCAGCAGGAAGUCGGCAUACCCAGGACACAGCGCGUCCGGAUCGCCUACCUAGGCAAGCUCCUCAAAGAGAAUACGCCACUCGUCGACCAGGGCUGGAAACCAGGCAAUGUAGUAAAUGCUAUGGUUGUUGCGCGGCGACCCUCAACCUCAUCGUGACCUGAUAUCUACAGCUACGACUUCCUCCUCUACACCCUUUCGCUUCCCUCGCAAGUCCAACGAGUCUUACUCUCUCGCCAACGUACCACUGAACACAACACCAGGCCCCAGUCCUAGCCUUGUAUAUUUCCUAAUCACGCUCUACAGACGAUGCGACGCGUGUACGAGUUCACGACAAUACAUACCCUGUUUCGCCAGGCGGCCGGCGUUUGAUACACUUCAGUUUACAGAAUCCAUGCAUUGCAUAAUACCCCCCGUCGGCUCUCUUACCUAUUUAACUUGAUUUACCCAUG
This is a messenger RNA of Aspergillus versicolor CBS 583.65, 1469 nucleotides long. RefSeq names its product ubiquitin domain-containing protein. The transcript has 3 exons. The record is from RefSeq and is a predicted model, not a curated record. Gene Ontology annotation, molecular function: protein binding. NCBI's taxonomy places the organism in Eukaryota, Fungi, Ascomycota, Eurotiomycetes, Eurotiales, Aspergillaceae. Bases 187 to 1176 code for a protein of 329 amino acids.